AUCCGAUCAGUUAUUUCCCUUGAUUAGAAAAUUGCUACUGCUUCGUUCUCAAUUUUAACCUGCUUCGGCCCACAUUUCAAGUUCCGUAUCCGCAAACAAUCUUCCGCAUAGAUAGUGUGUCCUACAACGCUAGGAUACCAUGUCUGCCAAAGAGGUCGAGACCGACCUUGAUGCGGGUGUGCUUCACAACUCCGAGUGGGUCAAGAGAUGGGAGGUUGGAGACAUAGCGUUCCACCAGAGCCGCUACGAUUCUCUGUUCGACUCCCAGGGAGAGGCACUUUUCCCAGGUGGGGCAAAGUCGGUGUUUGUGCCUCUGUGCGGGAAAACUCCGGAUAUGAUAUGGAUGUACAAUCAGGGUCAUAGUGUAGUUGGCGUGGAGCUAUCAGAGCAGGCUGUCCAGGAACUUUUCUCGGAGAACAAGCUUGAAGCUCGCGUGCAGCACGUGGAAGGCGUGGGGCCGCUGUACACGAGCACGGAUGGUCGGCUGCAAGUUUACGUAGGAGAUCUGUUUGAUUUGACCAAGGAUCAACUGAGUGAGUUUGACCGGGUCUGGGAUUCCAGGUCACUUGUUGCCAUCAACGUGGUAGAUCAGGAGAGAUAUCGCAAUCUGCUGUUGUCACUUCUGAAGAAAGGCGGAGAGUACUACCUAAAGACAUUGGACUAUGACCCCACCGUCUGGCCAGGUCCGCCACACAACAUCUCCCAUCAGCGGGUCAAUGAACUGUACGGGGAACAUUGCAAUAUUGAGAUACUUGAAGAAACGAAUCGCACUGGACUGAACCCAAACACACCCAGAGUACCACAUUCCGACGUCAAUCCCCCGACUGAUCCAAGCGGCGACGUGGUCCCUCAAGCGAAGCCUAGUUCCGCCGGUGCCGCAUUAAAAAUGUCCUCGUAUCUUUAUGACCGCUGGUAUAAACUAUUAUUGAAAUAGUCAAAUUAGACGAGAAUUCGAAAUUUAAAUUUUUUUAUAAAACUUAUUAACUUUUACAUGUUUUUGAUAAACCUUCCAUUUAACUUUUUACAUGGACAUUACAUGUACAAGAACAUUACAGCCGAAGUUGAGCAUUGACACAGCAUUUAACAGACGGAUAUAAAUGCUUGUACAGAAAAACAAAAUUAUUCGUUUUUGGUAACACGCUUGUCGAUUGUCCCCAUGCAUAGAUGCACAAAAGCGUGAUUUUAUUUACAAUUAACGUCGUUAUAUAUUAAAAUGUGAAUGUGUUCUAGUUAAUUUUGUUAUUCGGUUGAAUAAAGUGUAAUAAACCUA
Messenger RNA from Dreissena polymorpha, 1270 nucleotides. RefSeq names its product probable thiopurine S-methyltransferase. The coding region runs from base 140 to 934 and encodes 264 amino acids. The record is from RefSeq and is a predicted model, not a curated record. Gene Ontology annotation, molecular function: thiopurine S-methyltransferase activity. Lineage: Eukaryota; Metazoa; Mollusca; Bivalvia; Myida; Dreissenidae. The transcript is spliced from 9 exons.